AUGACAGCUACCGUUGCACCAGAACCCGUAGACAAUGUUAUAAUACGAUCUAUAGAGCCAGUCGUUGAUUAUGGAUUUUUCCAGAUGGACGAGGAUCUUUUUCCGAUUAGAGCACCACACAAGUCGUUAUCCGGCGAAAUUUCACUAGAUAUGAGCAAUUUGGAGCAGUAUCUCGGAGGGAAGAAGCUAGAGAUUUACGAGGAUGGAGGCCGUGUUGGAUGUGGAGGAGUUCUGUGGAUAUCAGGCCAUCUUCUGGCUCUUUAUUUGCUCCAAAAAUGGAACUUCAUACUCGAGGAUCUCAGGAAAAAUCAUGGGGUUGCUCAAGUCCAUAAGGUUGUUGAAAUUGGAAGUGGAACCGGGGUAGUUGGAAUCGCUCUUGGAGCUGCAACUGUGGACCACAAAGAUCAGUACCCCGAGGAUUUCAAGGUAUAUAUCUCCGACAUUGACGAACUGGUUCCGAUAAUGCAAAAAAGUAUUUCCCUCAACAAAUUAGACGAAGUUGUUGAAGCGAUAUCGCUCCCGUGGGGAGAACCACUUCCCCAAUCCUGUUCCUCUAAAGUUGAUCUCAUCCUAGCUGCGGACUGUGUCUAUAACGAAAAGGCCUUUGAUAUCCUAGAACAGACAUUGGUGGAUCUGUCAAACGGAACAAAAAUCAAUGAGGACGGAUCUAAGAGAGACACGGUCAUAUAUAUGGCUAGUCGGAAGAGAAGAAAGGCUGAUUUAAAGUUCUUUCGCAAGUGCAAGAAAAGCUUCCAUAUGCAAGAGAUUGUGCACUAUGAGGGAUACGAGUUUUUUAGACUACAGAAUGUUCAUCUUUGGAAAAUGGUGCUUAAAAGGUGA
Kuraishia capsulata CBS 1993 is the source of this 840-nucleotide messenger RNA. RefSeq lists its product as uncharacterized. The record is from RefSeq and is a predicted model, not a curated record. Lineage: Eukaryota; Fungi; Ascomycota; Pichiomycetes; Pichiales; Pichiaceae. Bases 1 to 840 code for a protein of 279 amino acids. The transcript has a single exon.